CCCGUCGCGCAGUCCAGUGCACAAUGCGUCCCCACUGACGCGGGAAACGAGUCAAGCUGUAUCUCCGCGAGUACGCCGCGGAGGACGACCGGCCGCCGUGCCGGGAGGAGUGGCGCCGGCAGGAUUGGGCCGGCGGCGGUGGUGGCGCGCGCGCCCGCCUGCCCCAGGUGGACCGCAGCCCGUCCCGCCGCAGCCCCUACCUGACACGAGAUGACGAGCCCUCGCCGGCGCCCGACGAGCGAGGCCGCUCGGCCUCGGCCGGCGCUCACCACCGCGCGCGUCCUCGUCCACUCCGCUACCAAUCCCUCGAGCGCGAGUAUGACCGCUCGUACGCUCCGCCGCCGCCCCCCGAGGAUGACUACUACCGCCGCGAGCAACCGCCCGGUAUGUUCCUGGGAGAGCUGCAAUCUCAGAAUUCCGAUCUGCACCGGGAGCUGGGGAACCUUAAGAAAGAACUGGAAUUGACCAAUCAGAAACUCGGCUCCAGCAUGCACAGCAUUAAGACCUUCUGGAGCCCUGAACUGAAGAAGGAGCGGGCGUUGAGGAAAGAGGAGAGCGCUAAGUACAGCCUUAUAAACGACCAACUAAAACUGCUCAACCAGGAGAAUCAGAAACAAGCAAUGCUCGUACGACAACUGGAAGAAGAACUAAGACUGCGCAUGCGUCAACCCGCUCCUGAAUUACAACAACAGCUGGAAGCCUUGUUUUCUGAAAAUGAACAUCUACAAAGAGAGAUAGCAAUAUUGAGAGAUACAAUAAAGGAACUAGAAUUGAGGAUCGAAACACAGAAACAAACACUCCAAGCCAGGGAUGAGAGCAUCAAAAAAUUACUUGAAAUGCUCCAAAACAAGGGGAUGGGUAAAGAAGAAGAGCGUCAAAUGUUCCAACAGAUGCAAGCAAUGGCGCAAAAACAGGAGCUCAAGGCGACGGCGGACACCCUGCGGGCGCUGCAGGUGCAGCUGGAGCGCGCGCUGGCCGCGGCCGGCCUGCCGGGCGGCAGCGCGGGCGCCACUCUCACGGCGGUGCUCGAGACCAAGGAAGCGCGCAUCGCCACGCUCGAGCGGCAGGUCGCGUUGCUCGAAGGCGAGCUGGCCGCGCUCGUGUCGCCGCCGCCGCCCUCGCUCGCGCCCUCGCACGCCUCGCUUUACGAUAAGGCCGAUCCUCCCUUCAAGAGACAACUGGACGAGUUCCGGUUGGAGAUCCAGCGUCGAGAUCAGGAGAUCCUGGCGAUGGCCGCCAAGAUGAAGGCCUUGGAAGAGCAACAUCAGGACUACCAGCGGCACAUUGCCGUGCUAAAGGAAUCGUUGUGCGCUAAAGAAGAACAUUACAGUAUGCUGCAGACCGACACAAAGAACUACUACCAUGCACAGGUGGAAGAACUGAAAGCCCGGCUUGAUGAGAAGAGUAGACUGGUGGAGAAGAAAACGGCGGCUGCGUUGUCAGCCACGCACGAGCUCGCUGAGCUCAGAGACCACUCCGAGAUCAAGGACAGGAAGAUCAACGUGUUGCAGCGCAAGAUUGAAAAUCUAGAAGAUCUCCUUAAAGAAAAAGAUAAUCAAGUUGAUAUGGCGAGAGCUAGACUGAAUGCCAUGCAAGCACAUCACUGUUCUUCUGAAGGUGCACUUUCAUCGCUCGAAGAAGUUAUUGGAGACAAGGAGAAACAAAUACAGCAAUUGAGAGAGCAGAGAGAUCGAGCUGAACACGAAAAGAACGAAGAAAGAGAACUGCACGAACGCGAAAUAGCCGAAUAUAAAAUGAAACUCCAUGCGCUUGAGAGCGAAGUAGAAAAACUUGGUGCUAGACUCGAAAGAGCACAAGCCGAGAAGGAUCGACUUGAAGCUAAGUUAGAAAGCUCACAGUCUGAACUGGGUAAGUCUAAGGCAGAGCUGGACAAAGCUGCCAGCGAAGUUGGCAGGUCUGGCGCUGAUUGGGAGGCAGCUAAACAGCGCUUGGCAAGACUUGAGCUUGAGAACGAAAGACUCAAACAUGAACUGGAGCGGUCUCAAACAACGUUCGGCAGGAGCACUUUAACAACGUCACAGGAGUUGGACAGAGUUCAAGAGAAGGCUGAUAAGAGUGCAGCAGAGUUGCGACGAACUCUGGCAGAACUGAGAGUGACUCAGGCGGAUGCUGAGAGGGCUAGGUCUGAGGCCAGUGCGUUGCAGGACAAACUGGAGAAGUCACAGGGUGAAGUCUACCGUCUGAAGGCCAAGCUUGAAAAUGCACAAACAGAACAGGAUAGCCUGAAGGAAGAAUAUGAUCGGGUGCAAUCAUCAGUUAGCCGACUCCACUCUGAGCGAGAUAAGGCUGUGGCAGAACUGGACAAAGCCAGGGAGGAACUGGAACGUACUCAGGCCACACUGGGCAAGGCUCAGCUGCAACAAGACAAACUCCAAGCCUCGCUGGAUGCCGCUCACUCUGAGAUCGAUAAGCUACAAGAGAAAUUGGACAAAGCUGCUGCUGAAGUUAGGAAGUGUCAAGUGGACCGAGAGAAGCAAGCCUAUGACUUCGAGUCGCUACAGUCGCAGCUGGACAAGGCGCUGGGCAUGUCCGCACGCUUCGGCAAGGAGAGGGACACGGCACAGCUGGAGGCUGAUCGGUUCCGAGACAAGUAUGAAAAAUCACAGGCACUAGUAACUCGCAUCCAGAAGGAACGUGACACAGCCCUAGCAGAGGCUGCAAGCUGCCGCGAAAGAGCUGAAGCUGCAGCGGCUGCAGCUAACAGAGCAGCCAGGGACCGUGACAGCGCCACCACCGAGCUGGACGUCCUUAGAGAAAGAUGGGAGAAGGCACAUCAGCAACACCAGAAAUUAACGAUGGAACGAGACGAUGCACUGACAGAGCUGGAAAUAUUGAAAGAAAAGCUAGACAAAGCCCUCUACUCCACACAGAAAACUAUCGAAGAAAAGGAAACCGCCCACAAAGAAUACGAGAAAAUGCUUGAGAAGUAUGACAGGUCCCAAAAUGAAAUCUACCGACUUCAGAACAAGAUAGAUAUACUCGAAGCAGACAAAGAUCGCCUUGAAAUGGAGUUCGAAAAGCAUGCGCAUAUUGCGACGAAAGCAAGAGAAGAACAACGCAAGACACAAGAUGAACUCGCUAGAUUACAAGAAAUGUACGAUAGGGCGUCACUCCAACUUGGCAGGACUAAAGAACAGGAAGAAAAAGCCAAGGAAGACAUGGAUAGGUUAAGUGUCGACAUUGAAAUGGUACGAGAUCGUUACGAAAAGAGCCAGAUCGAGCUUAGAAGGUACCAGGCUGAGAAGGAGAAGUUAGUUGCAGAUAACGAACGGCUUCAAUUUGAAUAUGACAGGGCAAUGACACAGUGUGGCAAAGCGCAAGCUUCGAAUGAAAAAACACAGGAAGAAAUGGCUAGAGUGCAAGUAGAACUUGAAAAAAUGUAUGACAAGCACGACAAGGUAGCGGCUGAACUGAGGAGAGUUCAAGCCGAGCUGGAUAAGGUGAAGCAAGAUGCGAGCGGGGCGAGAGAAGAAGCUGAGCGAUAUGCGGCACGAUAUGGGAAGUACCACGACACUAAAGAAGAACACGAGAGGACUAAGUUGGAGGUGGAACGACUGCGUGCGCGGUUAGAGAAGACCACGAUAGACCUGGAACGAGCGCGCAAGGCUGAAGAGGAAGCAUCCCGUCUACGUUCGGAGCUCGAACGCCACGAAGCCGUCCGAGGUAAAUACCAAUUCGAACAGGACAAAUGGACUAAUGAACUAAACAGAGUGCAGGCAGAACUCGACAAGCAACACGAACGCUACGAGGCGGCACAGGCAGAUAUUCAACGCCUGCAGGCUGAGAAGGAGCAAGCAGAGACUAAACUACACGAGAUGAACAUACAAUUAGAGCUAUCCAAGAGCGAAGUGACCAAGUUGAACGCGGCAUUAGAAAAGCAACGAACAGAACUAGAACGUGCUCAUAUUGAGUGCGAGAAAUUCAGAGAUCGGUGUGAAAAGCUUAAACUGCGAUCAGAACAGCUGGACAAAGAUAACGAACGACUUAAAGGAGAACUGCAACAGAUUGAAAGGAUGAAAUUGCAAGCGGUUGCAGGAGACAAAGCGAGGACCGAAGACAGGCUCGAAAUCGAGCGGCUUCGUGACAAGCUUGAAAAGGCAAUACAGGCAAGAGAUUCUACAGAAAUGGAGGCUGGCCGCUUAGCAAAGGAACUAGAGAAAUCUCAGAUGCAUCUUUCUAAAUAUCAGGAGACCAACGAGUCGACUCGUGUCGAAUACGAAAGAAUGACGAAUGAACUUGGUAGAAUGCACGAACGUCUCGAGAGAACCAUCUUAGAGAUGAGGCAUGUAGAACAGGAGAGAGAUGCACUGUUGCAAGAGAUACAUAAUAUGAGAUUCAACGUGGACCAACAACAGAGAACCCUGGAUCACCGCACACAGGAAACCCUUGUAAAAUUACAGCAGGAACUUGCUCAAUCUGUUCGCGACAGAGAGAAGAUGGCUUCUAUAUUAGAACAGAGAGAUAAACAAGCUGAUGCUAUAGAAAAACAGAUUGUAAAACUGGAAGCCGACACAAAACAGCUUACAAUCGAGCGCGACCAAUUAGUGGCACAAUUGGAAAAAUCUCAGGACAUGCUUGUGAACUUCCAACGAGAACUGAACGCAUCAGAGGCCGAGUUACAGAAGCAGCGCGAGGAAGUGCGUAAAGUAAAAGAAGAACAACGAAAGAUGGCACAGGACUCUGGUGGCGCCAAGAGCGUUAUUGAAAGUCGCGACAGAGAGAUCGCUAAGCUGCAGCAGCAGGUACAAGCUGUUAAUAAAGAAAAAGAGACGAUUAGACAGAGAGCUGAAAAGGCCGAGAAAGAAGCGCAAAAGGUCGGAGAGAUUGAAAAGUGGCGCGCUAUUGUGGAGCAGGAAAAGGCAAAGACGGCUGCAGCGGAGCGCGCGCUGGCUGAGUGCCAGUCGCGCCUACAACACUUGGAGAAGCAGAUGCAGGCAGGCGCACGCGGCGGGGCAGACGCAUUGGCUGCUGCGCAGGCUGAUGCCCGCGCGCACCAGGUCGAGCGCGAGCGCUGCCAGGCGCAGCUCGAGAUGCUCGUCCAAGAAUUGGAGAAGAGCCAGCUCGAUCUUCGAGAAGCGACGAAGAAACUUCAAGCUGCGGGCGCGCAAAACGCCAAAGCUGGGGAAGACACAGCCCAAGCUAAGAAGCAACUGCAAGAGGAAUUUAAAAAGUUGGACGAUGCGAGGAGACAGUUCGAGGAGCAGAGGAGAAUGGUGGAGAACAAACGGAAAGACGUGGAAGAGAAGGAGAAAGCGUUGGCGGAGUUAGAUCGACAGCUGAAGAAGAGAAAAGAGCAAAUGGACCAAAUGGAAGCAUCUUUGAGGAAGGCCGGCGGCAGCACAGCGGCGGCAUCAGAGCUGAACCGCAAACUGUCAGAAUCGCAGAAGGACGCGGACGGGCUGAAGCAGCAGCUCGAUCAGACUAAGGAAGAGGCUGCACGCCUCACAGCUGAGACCGAGCGCCUGCUGCAACUCGUGCAGAUGUCGCAAGAAGAACAGGCGCAGAAGGAGAAGCAGAUCAUCGAACUGCAACAAUCUGUUAGAAAUCUACAAGCCAAACUGAAAAGUCAGCAGCAAGCACAAGCACAAAGAGAAGAGGCCGGACCCGCUGGCUUCCUCAAAAGCUUUUUCUAAGUUAGUCCUGCACACCAAGACUGUCGUUCAUUUAUUUGCUCUUUUCUUUUAAACA
Spodoptera litura is the source of this 5709-nucleotide messenger RNA. RefSeq names its product ELKS/RAB6-interacting/CAST family member bruchpilot. The record is from RefSeq and is a predicted model, not a curated record. Gene Ontology annotation, molecular function: structural constituent of presynaptic active zone. Gene Ontology annotation, biological process: neuromuscular synaptic transmission; regulation of synaptic plasticity; maintenance of presynaptic active zone structure. Lineage: Eukaryota; Metazoa; Arthropoda; Insecta; Lepidoptera; Noctuidae. Gene Ontology annotation, cellular component: cytoskeleton of presynaptic active zone.